Alosa sapidissima (American shad) is the source of this 3205-nucleotide messenger RNA. RefSeq names its product RAB8B, member RAS oncogene family (gene rab8b). Gene Ontology annotation, cellular component: endosome; synaptic vesicle; trans-Golgi network transport vesicle. Gene Ontology annotation, molecular function: GTP binding; GTPase activity. The transcript is spliced from 8 exons. The record is from RefSeq and is a predicted model, not a curated record. Lineage: Eukaryota; Metazoa; Chordata; Actinopteri; Clupeiformes; Clupeidae. The coding region runs from base 91 to 714 and encodes 207 amino acids. Gene Ontology annotation, biological process: cellular response to insulin stimulus; Golgi vesicle fusion to target membrane; protein secretion.
CUUACUGUAUGAAUUUUGGAUCAGAGCUUCAGUCAAAGGACUUAACAGCCUGUUAGAUUGUCAUUCGCAGGAGGUGGAACUGGGGGGUAAAUGGCGAAAACGUACGACUAUCUUUUUAAACUUUUGCUCAUAGGCGACAGCGGAGUCGGGAAGACAUGUCUGCUGUUCAGGUUCAGCGAAGACGCCUUUAAUACUACCUUCAUAUCAACGAUCGGAAUUGACUUCAAGAUCCGAACGAUAGAGCUCAAUGGCAAGAAAAUCAAGCUGCAGAUAUGGGACACUGCAGGACAGGAGAGAUUUAGGACCAUCACCACCGCAUACUACAGAGGAGCCAUGGGCAUAAUGCUGGUAUAUGAUAUCACAAGUGAGAAAUCCUUCGAGAACAUCAAGAACUGGAUUCGAAAUAUUGAAGAGCACGCGUCAUCAGACGUGGAGAGGAUGAUCCUUGGAAACAAGUGUGACAUGAAUGACAAGAGACAGGUGUCCAAAGAGAGAGGAGAAAAGUUGGCGAUAGACUAUGGGAUCAAGUUCUUGGAAACUAGUGCAAAAUCCAGUUUAAAUGUCGAAGAGGCCUUUUUCACAUUGGCCAGAGACAUCAUGGCUCGACUCAACAGAAAAAUGAAUGACGGCAGUCAGACAGAGAGUGGUGGACCGGUGAAGAUCACAGAGAACAAGUCUAAGAAGAGCAGCUUCUUCAGAUGCAGUCUGUUGUGAGUGGGUCAGGGGCACACAUGGACUCAAUGACUGGCAAACCCUGUGCUACUCAAGCAUGCAGGUGGGCGGAUGUCUCUCUUUCUCUCUCACACAAACACACACACACGCAUGCACACACGCACACACACACAUGCACACACACGCAUGCACACACACACGUGCACACACACGCGCACCCGCACGCACACACACUCCAUGGGGACCUAAUUGAGAGACAGGUGUUCUCUGCCUGCUCAGUGACAGUCGACGGUGAAGACUGGCUUACGUUUCUGCAACCAACCAACCGACCCCACCCUCCACCCCACCGACGUAAGCAUGGGUGGGACAUUCCGGAAGGACUGUGAGUUUGCUCUUUACUCCUGACCCCUGGGAUUGACAUGUGAACUGGAGUAUAGCUGGCUGGCCAGAACACCACAAGCUCUGGGACAGUACAGGCCCUCAUCUGACACGGAUCCACUUAUUUACACACACACACACAAACACACACACACACACACAGAUGCAUGCUAGAACCACUUAUUCACAUACACACAAGUGCAGACAGUAAAUACACACACAUACAGAUCCGGGCCAGUACAGGGCCGGGAUUGACCCAGAGGCUCCCUGGCCACCUCUCCUUCUUCUGUCAGGACGGCAGAACUCUAUGUUUUGGUGUUUAGUGUUCGCCAGUUUUGUUUCUUAACUGUUUCUUUGUGUCGGUUUGUGUUCCGAAGUGUGUGACGGUGUGUUUGGGUGUCUUUUUAAGAGUGUGUUUGUGAGCUCUGUUAUGAGUCUGAGAGUAACUCUGAUCGUGGUGAUGUGCAGUCACAUUCUGUUAUUGGACACACACACACACACACACACACACACACACACACACACACACACACACACACAUAUAUAUUAACCACACACACACACACACACACAUAAAAAAGAAGAAAACAAAUUUGAACAACACAUCUGUGAUGUAUGCUUUCUGGAUUGUCUCAAGGUCAGGAAUAUUUCAACUGUUUGUGUCUUAUGAUGCAUUUCAAGUGUCCUAUUUUAUUGUGCUUAACUCGUAGCCACUGUAUCUCUUCUUACGAGCACAUAACUAUGUAUAGCACUGUAACCGAACUUGCACUCCUCCUUUUGAGAAGGCUCAAAUAUAGAAUGCCAUAACUGCAGUGCAUGAUGGGUAAAAAAGUACAGUCACCUAGUCGUACAUGUGCUUCGGACACUGCAGCUGGGGACCUAUCCAUAUUUGAAUGAGUCGUCUGUUUUUUUUUUCUUUCUUUUCUUUACAUUAUAUAUAUUUUUUAUACAUGUGUAAUAUUUGUUGUGCUUUAACAUACUGUCAGUCUGGAUGCUCUGAGGAAGCAGUGUCAAAAGAUAAAGAUUAAUAGUUAAAAGAUGCAUGAUAUCACUGCAUAAGUGUAGUGUUGUUGGAAGGUAUUGGGAAGCCACUAAAAUUUGCAUGAUUAUUAACAAAGGUAUACCCUAAUGUGCAGGUACCCAGUAACAUGGCUAUUUUCAUAUCACUCGUUAGUUUGAGUGAUAUCAAAAUUAUUGUGUUAUUUUUUUCCUGUUGUCCCAAAGCGGUUUGUGCUUAUUCAGUUAUUGGUAUUUAAUGAAGGUAUAACACAAGUUAUCGUUUAGCGUUUACAAAAUCCCAGCAGCAGUAUUAUUUCUCACGCUGCACUUUAUUAGUGUGUGUGGUUGCGCUGUCUUUGCAAAGUUGUACAGGUGUUUGUGGCAGGGGAACUCUGCUUAAAUGUGUUUGUGUGUACAAUGUGUCUUUUUUUUUUUAAGACAAAAAAAACAGCUAUUCUUGUUUCGCUACUGUGUACAACAUUUUAUUCCAAGACUGUGAGAUGUUGUUUUAACUGGUUACUGAUUUUAGCCAGUAGUUAUUGAUGCGUAGAUAUUCAGCAAAGGGUUUGUCUCUCCAUGGUGUGUCUGUAGUUGACGUCAUGAGAUGCAGUGCCUGUACAAAUUUCAGUUUGUGUCGUGUUAAAACUAGGAUGGGCUAAGUUUUGCUAUGGCUGCCAGUAGCAUCGAUUCAGCAAUAACUGGUCCUCCGUAAGGAUAGUGGCAGUCCUGUGGGUUAGAGAAUUGGACAGUUGUAUCUAGAUACACAACUUCCAUUACUGUCUUAUUGUUAUCUACCAAUAGUUUUGUCUGUGAUGGAAUCUGCUUUGACGAAUGUGAUCAUCAUACUCUUUUGUUGCUAUUUGAAACUGACGGUUGCACAGAUGAAAAAUAUUUGUUCAGAUGGGACCAUUGCUAUGCAUGUGUCUUGAUAUCAAUAAGUCACUUUGUUACCGUGGGAACAGACAGGCAUGUCUGUGCAAUGUUCUACUCUUGUAGCCUGGCAACCAAUUGGAAUACUCAAAUACUCAUUAUGUAGAUAACAUAAUGUACAUACUUCUGAAUACUGUGUGAACUAAAGUGUAAAAACAGAGUGAUUUUACCAGUUGUGAACUGUUUUUCUACCACAUGUAACCAAAGUAAAGAUUGUAUAAAGAGA